Molecule: messenger RNA, 1492 nt
Organism: Dendrobium catenatum
Lineage: Eukaryota; Viridiplantae; Streptophyta; Magnoliopsida; Asparagales; Orchidaceae
Product: U-box domain-containing protein 21-like
Exons: 1
Coding region: 87-1373 (428 amino acids)
Biological process (GO): protein ubiquitination
Molecular function (GO): ubiquitin protein ligase activity
Source: RefSeq, a predicted model, not a curated record
CUCUGCCUACCACACUUAUUUGAGCCAUUCACUCUCUUAUCUUCUCAAUCCUGCUCCAUCAUAAUCCCAUUACUGAAGGUCUCUCCAUGGCCUUUUCGAGGAAGACAAGAACUGCUAAGCAGAAACCCACUAAAUCCACAGGCCAACUCACCAUCAUCACCGAGCUCAUCAUCCCUGACCAUUUUCAAUGCCCGAUUUCGCUCGAUCUCAUGAAGGAUCCUGUAACUGCACCAACUGGCAUCACCUACGAUCGCCAGAGCGUAGAGAAAUGGCUAGAAAUGGGUAAAUCUACUUGUCCUGUCACAAACAUGGAGCUCACAGUAGAAGACCUCAUUCCUAAUCACAGCAUACGAAGAAUGAUUCAGGAUUGGUGUGUUGCAAAUCAAUCUUAUGGGAUCGAGCGAAUUCCAACACCUCGGAUUCCCAUCAGCUCAACGGAGGCCUCUGAGAUCCUCUACAAUAUCUCCUUAGCCUGCCAGAAUCGGGAUGGCGAACGAUGCCUCGAAUUGGUUGGGAGAUUGAAGUCUUUAGAGAAGGAGAGCGAGCGAAAUCGACGCUGCUUAGUAUCGAACGGCGCCCCGAUCGUAUUAGCUUCUGCAUUUAGAAUGUUAGUUUCUCAAUCCCUCAAGGUUUUGACAGAGAUCUUAGAAGCAUUGGUAGGCCUCCUACCAUUCAAUGAUGAGGUCGUACUAAUAGAAUUAGGAUCAACAUCAGAAUCACUCGAUUCAAUCAUAAAGAUUAUGAAGCAUGGAGAUGUUGGAAGCAAGCUUAAUGCUGUGCUGAUGGUGAAGAAGAUGGCGGCAACAUCCAAAGCUAUUGCUGACAAGAAUGGCUUUGUGGAACCACUAUUAGAAUUCAUAAGAGAGCCUGUCUCAAUGCAGGCCACCAAGGCCUCCUUGGUGGCUACUUUCUACUUCAUCACCGAUGACGAAAGGAUAGCAACCGAGUUUGUUAAAAUGGGAUUGAUUCCACUGAUCCUCGAAAUUUUGAUCGAGUUUGAUAAGAGCUUGAUUGAGAAGUCGCUCGCAAUUCUGGACGGAUUGUGUGACUGUGAUCUAGGGAGAGAGAUAGCUUGUGCAAACGCGCUUACGAUUCCGGUGCUUGUGAAGAAGCUGUUUCGAGUUUCAAAAAUGGCGACCGAGUUUGCGGUUUCAGCAUUGUGGAAGCUCUGCAAGAAGUGUCAAGGGAAGUGUUUGGUUGAAUGCUUGCAGGUGGGAUUGUUUCAGAAGCUGCUGCUGCUAUUGCAGGUCGGUUGUGGCGAUUCGGCGAAGGAGAAGGCGACUGAGAUGUUGAAGAUGAUGAGUGGAUGCAGUGAGAAACUGGAGUGUAUAGACACAGAGAACUUCAAGGGGUUGAAUAGGCCCUCAAGUUGAUUUUUGUAUUGGUGAUACUGUAAGUGAAAGAAUAUUAUUGGAGUUUCUGGUAUCUGAUAAGCAUACUUUGUAUAGAUUAAAAAAAAAAACUGAAAGAAAUUGGAAAAUUUCUUUCUUCA